Molecule: messenger RNA, 1106 nt
Organism: Colletotrichum destructivum
Lineage: Eukaryota; Fungi; Ascomycota; Sordariomycetes; Glomerellales; Glomerellaceae
Product: Putative kinetochore protein Spc25
Exons: 2
Coding region: 120-896 (258 amino acids)
Biological process (GO): chromosome segregation
Cellular component (GO): Ndc80 complex
Source: RefSeq, a predicted model, not a curated record
CAACACCAAAUUUCCCAUCUUAACCAUUACAUCCCACUAUCACCAGUCUCGUUGCCCCUCACUUGCGGAUUGUGAGCCGUUUGCAUUCAACCAUAUCUACCCAUCGAAAAUCGCCCGCCAUGUCUUCCGCAUUCCGAGAAUCGUCGCUGUCAGCCAGCCUCAACCGCCAGUCAUUGGCGGCGACUCCGUCCGUCGCAGAGACGCUGCCAAAUGCGAACUUUGGCUUCGAAGAGCUCCGCGAUCGCAUGACCAAAUUCACUUCGAAAUUCGACACGUUUAUUGAGCAAGGCAGAAAGCGCGUGCUGGAGGAGAGAAAUCAAUUCCGCAUGAACGUGGCAGAACUUCAAGAGGACCAACGCAUGAAGAAGAAGGAUAUUGAGAUCCUCCAACUCAAGACUAGCACACACCAACAGACGGUCGCCAAAGAAAAGGCAGAAACCCGCGAAAUGCAAGCAGCCAUCGCACAACUAUCAGAAGAACGCGACAAGCACAUUGCGACACGAGACGCCCUCAAGAAGCAGAUAGAGGAGACACAGCGAGAGAUUGACGCCAGGCUGGCGGCACAGCGGGCACACACGAAGCAGCUCGAAGCACAGUCGCGGUUCAACGUACCCGAGCUCGAGUUCUGGCAGCAGAAUCUGGGACUGCGCAUCGAAGGCGCAGGGCAGGACGACCGGCUCAAGUUUGUCUAUACGUACGUCGACGACCAGGACUGGGAGAGAGAGGCAUGGUUCGAGCUUAAUACGUCGAGCCGGGACUACGACAUUCGGCACUGCCGACCCAAGCUGGAGCGCGAGCGGGUGGAGCGGGUGCUGGACCAGCUUAACGAGACGAGAGAGCUGGCGGUGCUGCUCAAGGGUAUGCGAGAGCUGUUCGUCGAGGCGAUGAAGAAUUAGACUCGGAAGUGUCUCUGGUGGGAGAGUUUUAUUGGCUCCGUGCCAUGACGAUGUUGACGAUACCGAUGCUAGCUAGCCUUUUCUUCUUUUUCUUCAAUGGAUACCCAGAUUUGCGCGCAUUGCUGGCCCAAGGAGGCUGGAACAAGGGUCACUCGAAAGGAGUCAGAUGUGUCUCUUGACAUCGCCACCCAUGGGUCUAGAACAACUAUC